Molecule: messenger RNA, 759 nt
Organism: Agrilus planipennis (emerald ash borer)
Lineage: Eukaryota; Metazoa; Arthropoda; Insecta; Coleoptera; Buprestidae
Product: protein-lysine methyltransferase METTL21D-like
Exons: 3
Coding region: 82-744 (220 amino acids)
Biological process (GO): peptidyl-lysine methylation
Cellular component (GO): cytosol; cytoplasm
Molecular function (GO): protein-lysine N-methyltransferase activity
Source: RefSeq, a predicted model, not a curated record
AUGAUUGGUUUCUAGAAGAAUGAUUUUUUUACAUGUACUAAUUUAUUAUUUUAGAAAAAUUUAAGUAGUAAUUUAAUUUAAAUGCAUAAUUUAACGUUUGUUAGAAAACUAGAAAUUGAAUUUAUUUCAGAAACAUUAAUGCUACAUCAAAAAUACGAAGGGGACGUAGGAUGUGUGGUAUGGGAUGCAGCAAUUGUUUUAGCUAAAUAUCUUGAAGAAACAUUUAAACAACGGAGAUUUUGUUUUAAAGAUAAGAAUGUAGUCGAGCUAGGAGCAGGCGUGGGAUGUGCAGGACUUACAGCUGCUUGUUUUGGGGCUAAUGUUUUAUUAACUGACUUAGCCGAGGUAAUUCCUCUACUUCAAUUGAAUAUAAAAGAAAAUGAAAAAGUUAUAGCACACCACGGGGGUUCAGUUAAAGCAUCUAUACUAAGAUGGGGUAAUAAAGACCCCAGUAUUAAUUUUAUACCUGAUGUGGUUUUGUUAGCAGACUGUAUCUAUUAUAAGCAGUCAAUUGACAAGUUACUGGAAACAUUGGACAACAUUACGGAAAAUGACACUAGAAUAUUGAUGUCUCAAGAAAUGAGGGAGUCAGAUGUGCAGAAGAAUUGUUGGGAAUAUUUUGUUAAAAGAGCAAGUGAAAAAUUCUCUUUCAAUUAUGUGCCUCUUUCUGUCCAAAAUCCAGAAUAUAGAUGUCCUGAUAUUAAAUUAAUAGAACUUAUAAAAAAAGAAAAAACAUGUUAUUAAUUAAUUACUAUUAUU